Messenger RNA from Knipowitschia caucasica, 3264 nucleotides. Lineage: Eukaryota; Metazoa; Chordata; Actinopteri; Gobiiformes; Gobiidae. The record is from the annotation of a GenBank genome assembly.
AUGGACAAAAUGAGGAGCUCCGGUCUGAACUGGACUGUGGUGGUUCUGACGAGUCAACACAAAGACAGCGUGUACUCAUUUCAGCGAGAGUUGGAGCAGAGACAGCAGUGUGGAUUCUUGCCUCCUGAGUCCCUGCUCCUUACGGUCCGUGAUCGGCAGGAGCCUCUGGGGAGUGGAGGAGCAACUCUGAAUGCUCUGUUGGUGGCAGCGGAACAUCUGAGCAACAGAGCAGGACACACGGUGGUGACAGCAGACGUUCUGGACGAUGCUCACAUCCUCAUCCUCCACACAGGCAGAGACUUCCCCUGGAGCUCCUGCUGCAGAGCCUUCUGCUGGAUCCCAGAGGAGAGCUCUGAAGUCCAAGUCCAGGCCCCGGUCUGCGUCCUGGACAAGCUACUGCACCUCCUCUCCACACAGCUCUGCCCUGGCUCUCCUCCUGGUGUGUGGGUCUGCAGCACAGACAUGAUGCUCUCUGUUCCUCCAGACUUCUCUCUGUCCUGGGAGGGUUUCUCUGGAGUGAGAGUUCUGGCUUUACCUGGAGAGAUCUCAUACGCCGCCGAUCAUGGAGUCUAUUUCUCUGACUCAAAGGGAAAUGUUAGAGACAUCAUCUACAAGGGAACCACGGAGCAGAUACAACAAGCUGUGAUUUCAGACGGAAAAGUGCCUCUGGUUUCCGGUCCAGUCUUCUUCAGUCGAACGGUUUCAGAGAAGUUACUGCAGACUCACGUCACUCCUCCUCUGGAUGGAUGCACCUACCUGGGCCUGGACUCUGGGGCUCCACCGCUGCAGAUCUCUCUCUUCUUGGACGUAUUGAAGUGUUUGUGCUCAGAUCUGACCCUGCAUCAGUUUGUGAAUGAGGAGAGAGCCGGCUGCAGUUCUGUCUCUGGGCCACAGGGGGCGUUGGUGAAGAGCGGACGCACAGAACUAUGGAAUAUCCUGAGGGGGACGCCACUCACUUUGGAGUUUGUUCCUGGAGGACUCUACGAUUACAUGACUCUCUCUGGGAAAGACCACAUCCAGAGACUGAGCUCCACCUCCACCAGCAGCAACACUUUGUCCCACACACAGAACCAGAGCCUCAUCAGUGACGGAGCGUGUGUGAUCAACAGUGUUCUUGAAGCAGACGUCUCUGUGGCCUCAGGAGCUGUGGUCCAACACUGCCACCUACAGGGGCCUUUGAACGUCCCCAGUGGUUGUCUUCUGUCUGGACUGGAGCCGUCGGCAUCAGCUAGCAUCAGACACGUGGCGCUUGCCUGUGACAUCAUCAUCCAGGGACACCGGAUCGUGCUGGGGGAGCAGCUAAAGCUGAAUGUCUACACUGUCUUUGGAGCUUUUGACAAUUUAGAGAUUUCUGUUGGAGACUCUGGUGCUUUAUUCCUGAACCAAACCUGGGAGGUGUUCGUUACUCGAACAGGAAUACAAGCGGAGGAUCUAUGGUGCCAUGGCUCGCGGCGCUGUUUGCUAACGGCUCGACUCUUCCCUGUCCUCCGCCCCAGGGCAGGUGUGGCGGGGCUGGAAGGGAGUGUGGCCUGGCUGCUCGGGGGUGAGGCCAGCGGAGUCCAGCGCUGGAGAGAGGCCUGGAGACUCUCUCUGCAGGAAGUGAUGUCACUGACCAAUCAGGAGGCGGAGCUUCGCUGGAGGGAGGAGCUUCUGUUCCUGUCGGGACGGAGACGCGUGACGGAUGCUCUUAUUGGUCGCACUGACACGUGUUUACUUCCUUGUUUCAGAGCCGCUGUGAUGGGCGGACAGCAGGGGGCGAUGUUGGAGACAUUAGACAGCAUUGCUUCUGGUAAAGCUGCGAUGGUGAACUCUGGGGUCAUGGGCUCAGAGUUGGGGGUGUCCGCUCGGUGCCUGUCCUGCAUUGCUGACGUCCUGGUGCUUAUGUCGCGUGGAAAGGGUGGCCUGAGGAGCGGCCCGGCUGCGAAUGAGGCCUGGAGCUCUGCGUUCGCUCUGCUGGAGCAGGGACACCUGAGCCGAGGUACCUCUGCUCUGGCCAAUCAGAGAGAGGCCUGGCUCUGUAGGCCAGAUCUGUUGGUGCGGGCUGCUCGUCAUUACGAAGGGGCGGGGCAAGUGCUGCUCCGUCAAGCUGUGAUGUCAUCCCAGCGGUUCAUUUCUAUUGGACGAGGAACGCUACCACCUCUUGGGGAGUGGCGGGAAGUGCACUGUCCGGCGAGACUCGAUCUGGCAGGAGGCUGGAGCGACACCCCUCCUCUAGCCUUCGAACAUGGCGGGGCGGUGACCAACGUGGCGGUGAAGGUGGACGGGCUGCGACCCAUCGGCGCCCGAGCUCGCCGCCUCAGAGAACCUCUGCUCCGAUUGGUCAGUCACCGAGGGGGGCGGGACUGCGGCGUUUCCACGGAGACGCUGUGUGAGAGUCUGGACGACCUUAGGGAUUACUCUCAGCCUCAUGCACCAGGUGCUCUGCUGAAGGCAGUGUGUGUCUGCAGUGGUGUAGUCUCUCUCUCCUCCCAUGAUGCCUUGGGGCCACAGUUGCUGCAGCUGUGGGGAGGAGGUCUGGAGCUGCACAGCUGGUCCUCUCUCCCCACCGGCUCUGGACUCGGAACCAGCAGCAUCCUGGCAGGGGCGCUGUUGGCUGCCGUUUAUGGAUGCACCGGUCGUACCUACGACACGGACUCUCUGAUCCACAACGUGCUCUACCUGGAGCAGAUCCUCACCACAGGUGGGGGCUGGCAGGACCAGGUGGGGGGUCUGGUGGGGGGUGUGAAAGUGGGUCGCUCUCUGCCACAGCUCCCCCUGCAGGUCACAGUGCAGCGGCUCACUCUGUCGCCUCAGUUCCUGGUGUCUCUGGAACAGCACCUCCUACUGGUCUACACCGGGAAGACACGGCUCGCUCGCAACUUACUGCAGGACGUGGUGCGCAGCUGGUACAGUCGUCUGCCUCACAUGGUCCAGAACGCACAGCAGCUGGUGGCCAACGCUGAGGCCUGUGCCGAGGCCUGUUCAGAAGGUUCUCUCCCCGCCCUGGGCCACUGCCUGGACUGUUCCUGGCAGCAGAAGAAGCUGAUGGCCCCUGGUUGUGAACCAGCGUCUGUGCGGAGGAUGAUGGAGGCACUGAGGCCCCUGGUGCUGGGGCAGAGUCUGGCAGGAGCUGGAGGAGGAGGGUUCCUGUACGUGCUGACCAAACUGCCCCGACAGAAAGAAGAGGUCCUGCAGGUCCUCAGCAGAACCCCGGGUCUGGGAGAUGUCAGUGUUCACUCAGUGGAGUUGGACAUGGAGGGACUCACAGUGGAAUCAAACACAUGA